Xyrichtys novacula (pearly razorfish) is the source of this 24883-nucleotide messenger RNA. The record is from the annotation of a GenBank genome assembly. Lineage: Eukaryota; Metazoa; Chordata; Actinopteri; Labriformes; Labridae.
GGGCGUGUGAUAUAUGACUGCUGUGUCACGAUCCACAUGUGACGAGCGUCCUCACAGGCAGAGCAUCCAGCCUGCUCCCUCUCUCUCUCUCUCUCUCUCUCUGCUGUAAGAGGAAAAGAGUCACUGAACAGAGGGAGGGAGACACAGAGGGAGGAGAAAGAGAGCUCAGACAGUCAGAGGAGAGAAAGAGAGAGGAGGAGAGGAGAGGUGGAAGCAGGAGGAGAGAAGACCUCUGUGGGAAACAAGAGUUGAACAACAAACCCAGGGUUGCGUGCAGGAUCUCAGACUCUCUGUGGAUACGUCUGCUGUCGGUCUGCUGCUGAAGGUAAGAGCACGAGCCUGCACACCUACAUCUACACAAAGACUCCUCUCUGUCUUUUUCAUCCUCUGGCUCCUUUUACACACACACACACACACACACACACACACACACAAAAAGAUGCAUAACCGGUAGAUUUGAUAUGGUUUUGCAUGUUUUUGUAGCAUUUUAAGCUGAAUCAGAAUUAAAAUUUAUUGCAAGGAAGGUUUACACAUACCUUAAAUUUGUCCCUGAGUAGAUAUUGGACUUAAUCUUAACGUAGCAGAAAUCGAACCCAAGUUUUGCAGAGCCGUUGAUGUGAAGAUGCACAAACAGAGACAGGAAGCGCUCAUGAUUGUUGCCUCAGCUGGACGCCACAAAAGGAGGGCUGAAAAUUAAACCUCAUCAAGCGCUGGCCACUUAAAGUUCUUUGUUUAUGCCUCUGACACGCUCAGAUUUACAAUUUAAGUGUCUGAAAUUACAGAGAGGAUUCCUGAACAGACAAUUAGAGGAUGAUUUUCAUCCAAACAAGGAACGCUCUAAAUUCACUGCAGGGAUCGAUCAAGUUCUUCGUCUUCUUCUUCAAAUUCACUCGGAAAAAAAAAUGAAUUUUCAAUUAAAAUUUAAAUCAAACAUUUUUUUGUAUGAAGUACGUUUAAAAUAACUUGCAAUGGCUGAAAAGUAGGCACAAUAGCAUUAAACAAAAUUAAACAAUAAUCUGCAUGGUGUGGAAGAUAUAAAAAAUGGAAUUAAUGAAUAGAAAGAAAAAUAGGGGAAAAACGAAAAUCCUGAGAAAACAGGUGUGUCUUCAGUCUAGACUUCAAAACGUCUGUAAAGGGCGGAUAUUCGAUUGUAUAAACACAGACUAUUGCAGAACAAUUUUACCUUGAGGAAGACGCUCGUUGCUCGCAUACCCCGGUGUAAAUCUGUGAGCGCUUUUGCGCAACACUGACUCGAUUUCGCAGGAAAGAGUUGCAUGUCUGCUCAGUUUGUUUGUUUUUGGCUGAUUAUGUUUGAUCAGCUUUCAACGCAGACAUGUGCUGAAAACAAGGACGAAAAGCUUGACGAAGACGUUUAAGCAUUAAAAUAUCAUCUAAUGAUAAGCAGAUAUGAACUGAGAGCGUUGAAUACUGUUGUAUGCACAUUUAAUUUUUACGUUGAAUCGAGAAUGAAGAUUAUAAAAACAGCAGAAGCAAAAAUAAACGGCAAAACCAAUAAUGUGAAAAAGUAAUUAAAUGGAAUAAUAAAAUAUAAAAUAAUGUUAAAUUUAAUCUCAAAACUGUAUUUCUUUUGACUUUACUGCAGGCAUAUAUUUCCUUAUCAGUGUAAAAAAGUGAAAAGAACCUCAAAGUAUAAAUUACAUACAAUUAAAUUGUUGUAAAAGAUAUAUUUGUGUAGAAAAGUUUUUUAAUUGGAGUUCGCAUGAAUCUGCAGAAUAAAAUAGAGACAGUACGGAGUGCAAACCCACAAUAAAUCAGUGUGAUUUAAUCUAAAGACAAAAGCUCAGAUAAAGGGGGGAAUUAAAGUUAAAGUAAGAGGCGACUUUUCCUCUUUCGCUCUCCUUCUCCUCUUCUUCUGCACAUCUCAAAUCUCAGGUGCGCAUUCCUCUUUUAUUGCAGGUAUUUUGCGCGUCCAGAAACAGCAAGUGGUCAUGAUUAGGAAGCGGUGUGACAUGAUGUGUAAUAGGAGGAAACAUGUUUGUGUUGGCGCCGGUGGAUUUGCUAAUCAGGCACUGACAGCGAGAUGGGAGGACGGAGGAACUCACACAGCUUAUAGACGGAGAGAGAGGGAGAGUUUGUGUGUGUGUGCGUGUGUGUGUAUGUGCGUGCAUGUGUGUGAGCCGGAGCAUGAGGUUAAUCGCAGGGUGAAUAACCUCACAGAUUGUAUGGAUAUGUGUUUUACAGGUGCGUGCGUUUCUGUCUGUGAGUGUUUGAUUGACUUGGCCCGCUCUGUUGGACCCUGAGGCUGCUGGCUUAUGCUAGAAGGAGAUGAUGACAGAUCUAACAGACUCUGUGGUAGGUAGGAAGAGGAGGAGGAGGAGGAGGAGGAGGAGGAGACCAGCUACCACUUCUAUAGAGCUGAGAAGGAGAGGCGAGCGUGUGAGAACGAGACACAGAGAAGGUGUUUAAAUGAAAAAUGAAGUGAGGGAGGAUAAUAAGACGGGGGAAGAAGAGGAGAAGAAGAAGUCAGAGUAGGAGGAAGAACAUCUGAGAAAGAAAGAGGCAAGAACAGAGGGUGCCAGAGAAGACAAGGAGGAGAGAGGAAACAGAAUGAAACUGAGAUGUGUGAGAGGCAGAGGUGGGAAGUGGACAAAUGCUGUGUUAGGAUACUUAAAGAGAGUUUUCAGGUUCGAUCAAACCUCAGCAUCUUCAUUUCUAAGGAUAUUAUAAUGUUUACCCCACAGUUUAAACAUGAACAUCCACACAGUUUAGAGUAAAGACGGGGUACGGUUUAUGGAUCCUUCAAAGACUAAAUUCACUCAUUCAAAGAAUUUAGUGACUGAGCCAGGAGGUUAGAAAUGACAUAAAGCAAAAUCAGACUUAAACCUGAACACACAACUUACACACCUUUAUCUCGUAGAGAAAUCAGACUCCAUAACAAUGUGCAGACAUUUUAAAAACACACGUCUUCUUUCUAUCGAAGCCCAUCUCCACCAGCAUAAAUGAAAAACAAUGGUGGCUUGGCCCUUUAGAAAGAAAAUAAACACUGAAUAAGAAGGUCAUAAUUUUAAAAAGUAGUAUUCAUAGUUAUGAGAUUUAAAAAAAUUAAAGAUAAUAAGAAAAUUAAAGAUAUGAGAUUAAAAGAGUCAUAAAUAUAAGAAAAAGUCAUUAUAUGAUAAAGAAGUCAUUACUAUAAGGUAAAAAGUCAAAAUUGGUGUAGUAAGUCAUGAUAAAAAAAAAGUCAUGCUAAUAUUAAAGCCCAAAAAAUUAAAAAUCAAAAUUAUGAGAUUAAAAAGUCAUAAUUAUAAGAUAGGAAGUUAAUAUCAUGUGAUAAAAAGUUAAAAUGAAAAGAAAGUCAAUCAUUUUUAUUUGAUAAAAAGUCAUAAUUUCUGGGUAAUAAAGUCUUGAGAUUGGAAGUCAGAAUUUUGAAAUAGAAGCUGUGAUUACAAAACAGCAAGUCAAAUUAUGAGAUUAGAUAAUUGUCAUAGAAGAAGUUAAAAUUAUGACAUCCCAAGUUACGAGAUAAAAAGUCAAACUCUCAAAAAGACAGUCUGCUCUUUUUUUAAUAUUAUUCUGAUGUAUCUCCUUAUUUUGUGAUUUAAUUCCACAGUUGUUACCUUUUCUCACAGCUUUGAUUCAUAUCUUUUUUCCUGAAGGUCAGUCCAUUUUGUUUUUGUCAGGUAUGGGCUUCCAUACAUGCAUGUCAGACCAUUUCUAUCAAGUUUCAGGAUCCUUGACCCUGCAGUUUUUCUGAGUUGUUAUUCACUCGUGUCCUUCGCAGUGUGACGUUUCCAUGUCAGACUCGUGUCAGGAGGCAGGACGUGACAUAGAAAGGACACUGUGGUUUUCUCUCUGUUACAUUCACAGCAUGUCACGAGUGCCAAAGAGGUAGAGUGUGACUCUUUUACGACAGCUUUUGUUUCGAUAUCAGCGCUAUACCUGGGUUUGGACGUAUUCAUGGCAUCAAUUUAUGAUCGGGGUUCUCAGGGAUCCUAGAAAACCUGAAAAACAGUCGAUCAGUUUUCCAGUCAUGGGAAAAUGAGAGGAAAAGUAAAAUGAUGUGGAAAACCUUUGUGCUUUCCUGGAAAAUUAUUCAAACAUUCUCCUAAUUUCAUAUCAGAGUUCACAUAAACAGAUGACAUCUUCAGGUGACUGAACUGUUGUUGGCUUUUGACAGGACACAGGGAUGCUCUUUGGUUAUCUGAUUUGUGGCCUUUCUUUGCGGUCGUGGAGACUGAAUAACUCGGUUGCCUUUAUGAUUGUUUUUUUAGUGGCGUAGACUGUUUCGUUUUGAUAUCUUGGCAUACGUUUUCAUUGUGCUCCUCCUGAGCUUCGCAGUCUUGUCCAAAUGUGGUCACCUCUGGCUGCAAAAAUGAUCAAUGCAGCAAAAAAAAGAAAGACAUGCAGCCUCACAUGGGGUGCAUGCUUUACCGGCAAAGGCCUGGCAUACACACCAUUCUUAAAAAGUGAACUUUUAUGACGCACAACCUCAGCUCAUGAGUCAUGCGCUCGCACUGUACAGUCCGACUUGACCUGAGUGCUUACGCAGCAUGAGUCAAAUUGCAAAGAAGCAUUUUUCUGUGAUUCUUUGGAAAAUUCCCACACAAAAGCUGAAGUCAAAGAAUAUGACUUUAGCAACAAUUAGAAGGUUGAAUCAUCACAUUUACAAACUCUCUUAGACUCAUACAAAGCUCUCCAUCGCACAUGUGGAGUCCAUGUGUAUUUGCAGCCCACGGAAACAGACACACGGUCAAACUCAACCACUGCAGCAGGAUCAUUUUAUAAAUAGAUGUUUACGGCCUACGUUUGUUUGAUGUUAAACACAGUCUAAUCACGUGCAGCCCUGUCAGUGAGUUUUGAAUAAAUAAUGAAGUUAUGUUGAUAUGCCAGGUGUUUAAACACAGUAUCCCUUAUAGAAUUCAAAGUCACUGAUCAUUUAUUCACUGAAUUGCAGCAUUGCUUCUGUAGAUAGAGCAACAAUCCAAGCACUGACAUUAGGGCUGGGCGAUAAAACGAAAAUUUACAGGUAUCUAAAUUUACGACCAUAAUCGACAUCAUUUUGCCCAUGUCAAUAUAUUCAGUGUCAAAAAAAUUAAUGAAUCAAAGUUGGUUUUGGAUGUGUGUAGGUAGGCUUUGGUCUCAUGUCCCUUUAAGACACUGUCCUACGUCUGGACAUGACUCCACCUCAUCCAGUCUGUAACAAAGAGGGAAAGACAGGUGAGGAGAUGGAGGACGGUUCAAAAGUUGUAGCGGCUGAAGUAGACCAAGUUAAUGUGGGAGGGGGUGAGCAGCUUGUGGAGUAGUUAUCGUCCAUUUAUCGUUAUCGAGGUGAACUGCUCAAUAUAUUGUGAUAUAAAUUUGAGGCCAUAUCGCCCAGCCCUAACUGACAUACUGUGAGUCUCUGUGAUUGAACAUCCUGUUUGCAGGUUUAUAGGUGGCGCAUCACUAAAGAAAUGUGAACAGCUGAGGAUCUGCCUCGGCUUUAAGAUAGUAAAAGUAAUUCCUGUAUUAUUGCCACAGUCAGCCUCCGUCCCUUCACAGCUAUAUCCAGUAUUGUACAGUUCAGUUCAGUUCAGUUCAGAGCUCCUCAAGGGAGAUUCGAUCUCCAGUUGGUGGCACAAAACACACAAUAUACAGGGCUCGACAGCGCGACCGUUUCACUUGCAUUUACAACUGAAAAUAGAUGUGUGAGAAUCGUAAAAUGUAUUUAGGGAAACGUGAAUAAAUCAGCCGAGGCAGCAAGUGUUUUUCAUGUAAAUUUCGUGGUGAAGUUAGUUUUAGGUUGGAUAUCCGAUGGACACUCACUGCAGAUCUGCCGGUUUCUUCUCACUCUCCAUAAUCAGGAAUGGCAACAGCAGUGCGGUUAAAUCUACUCUCUCUCGUUGUCAACAUCGGGUGUUGAUUAAGGGACCAUCAAUAAAUUACCAGUUGAUUUUCUCAAAAAAGGCUGUUUUCCUUCAAUAGCUUCCAUUACAUGUGACCAAUUGACCUAAAAUUGAUUUCAAAUAAUAGUACUUAUGUCGACCAAUAAGACACACAUUAUUUAAUCAUUUUUCAUUGUGCCCCCAAUGUCUUUGUGUGCUCCUUACUUUUUCAAAUUAGGAGCACAUGUACCCCUCGUGAAAAAAAGUUAGUGUCAAGCCCUGACAUAUAUUAAUAUGGGUCAUCACAGUUAUAAACAACCAACAAAUGAUUAGAAGCGAUCUUGAUCAUGCUAUAAGUUCCUCCAAGAGUGUGCAGCCAGAGCGUGACACAACCGAUCGUACCUCCUGCAUAACUUGUCGGUCAAAGAUCUUCGUGAGCCAAAGAGAAAUGCUAAAUGCUGAUCAUCUUACAAGCUUCUGGACCAACUCUUGACAGAUAGUUUUUGAUCUAUACUUUAAGGUUCCCGUAAAGUGAAAUGAAACCGGAGUUUGAAUGGACUGGAUAAAAGAUCUGCGAAACGAAACCAUCAAAGUCUCGUCGACAUGAAGAGAAUUUAGUCUGUGCAGGAAAUAGAGUCUCUGCAGGCCGUGUUUGUAGAGUUUUUUUUAUCAAUCACUGUCCCCAACUAUCUCCACAUAUGUACCUCUGACUGUGCUUGAGGGAGUUGAUUGUUACUGUUUUAUGCUUUAAAUACGACUAUCUGUACUUCUACUUAAGGAGAGAACGACUGAGCGUCUGCUGAUCAGAAGGUGAGAGUGACAGAGGGUCAGACAGACGCUGAAAAGUGAGAGGAAGAUAUUGAGACGUCUCUCUCUCUCUCUUUCUCUCCACGUCUGGUGACACCAGAUGAGAAAGAGUUUGUUCUGCGUUAUUGUCCCUGCAAGAAGUAAAAAUCACAGUCAAACAUUUCGAAGAACGAGGACGAGGAGUGGGAGGUGUGUUUGAAAGAUCGCACAUUCAGCCAGGUGCGGAGAGACAGCAAUGCUCUGGCAGAGCGGCGUACGCUGGGUAUAGUGUUUCAUAUUCACACACACACACUUACACACACUCACACACACACACAGGGGCCCAUUGUGAGUGUAUUUAUUUGGACAGAGCUGCAGCUCAGAUAGGCAGUUCACAGUGUCUCACCGCCGCAGGAAUGUGCUUCUGACAAAUGGAUGCUCUGCACGAAACCACAGGAGAUCCUGAACGCCACGCCACCAGCAUGUGACAGAUCUGUGCUGCCCCGAGAAACCCGGUCCAGAGUGCUAAAACAAACACGACCACAACUCGCCUGCGGCCUGUGGCUGAAUGCAGGAUUGAUUUGGUUUCAUCUCUGAACGCUCUUUCAUGAGCGUGGAGACGAGGCAGAGUCAGGAUUCAGGGCGCCUGUUUCUAGACCCAUCAGGUUAUUGGCCCUGGACACUCAAAGUAGACCACAUACCACCCCUUACUCCACGAGAAACAUAAGAAAUAGAGUAUUUUUACAUUUACGCCCUCUGUGUCUUCUUCCCUUUCUGUCUCCAUUGUUUCUGUAAAGCUAACGCCAGCUUAGCCACGGCUCACACGUCAGCCCCUGAUUGGACGAACGCCGCUCUCAAAUCCACACUGUUUGUCUUAUCUUUACUCGGGGGGGAUAUAUUUAGUGAGGGGCUUAGCUUUUAGGAGGUCGGCGCGUGGGGAGGGUAACUGUGUGUGUGUGAGGAAGUGUGUGUGUGUGUUUCAGGAGCUGGCGUCAGUAGACAGUGGAAGAGCUUGGCACUCUGCAUGCCAAUCUGUGAGUGAGUGUGUGUGUGUGUGUGUGUGUGUGUGUGUGUGUGUGUGUGUGUGUGUGUGUGUGUGUGUGUGUGUGUGUGUGUGAGUGUGUGUGUGUGUGUGGAGGACAGGUCUGUGGGUCCCCCCCUCCUCUCUCUCUCUCUCUCUCUCUCCCUCGCUGCAGUCAGGAAUCUGCCCUUUAGUUUAUUAAAAGCUGGUGAAACAAUGGAGGGAGGUGAGGAGGGUGAGAGUGAGGAGUGUGAGGGUGAGGGUGUAGUUAUGAUGAUGCAGUCACAGAGGAGCAGGCGGAGGGUGGAGAUGCAGCGAUAUUCCUGAAAAAAAAUCCCUCUCUCUACCUGUCAGCCCUCCUCCUCUGUUCUCCGGUGCACCUGUUCUCAGCUCAUGGCGGCAGCAGCGGCGGCGGCUCUUUAACAGCCCGUUUUCACUCCGAGAAACUCGUUCCCCGAAGAACAACUGUGUACUCAGCUGCUGACCGUUGGGUCGGUGAUAAACUGAAGGUCCCUCUGAAGAUCUGACUCUCACCAUCUCAGCAAUGCUCAGAUCCUAAAGGCUGCAGCAAGCAGACGAUCCGACUGCUUUAGAUUUUAACUGAAUGAAUUAAAAAGAAAAUUAGAUAUUUUUUAAAUUUAUCACAAAUAAUAAUAAUAAUAAUAAUGCAUCAGAUUUCAUAUAGCGCUUUAUCAGAGACCCUCAAAGCGCUUUACAUUGGAUACAUCAUUCAUUCGCUCACACAGUCACACUUUGGUGGUGGUGGAAACGUGGCUGCCAUUCUGCGCCUACGGCCUCUCCGACCACCACCACACAACACUCACAAUCAUACACCAGUGGAGGACACACACUGGGAGCAAGGUGGGUUAAGUGUCUUGCCCAAGGACACAACGGACAGACUUGGAUUAGGGGGGAAUCGAACCGCCAACCUUCCGGUUAUUGGACGACCGCUCCACCUCCUGAGCUACUGCCGCCCAAAUAUAUGCAAUAAUCUGCUCAUUUCUGUUAUUUUCAGGCAUCAUAGAUCUGUCAUCAGUCAGACAUGUUAAAUAUAGCUUUUAAUUUAACAAUCAUUUUUUAAUAGUUUAAUAGUUGUUGGUCUUAAAUCCUUAAUUUUUGAUUGUCUGAUAACUUUUCUGACGUAGCGCCUUUCAAAACUAACAUUCACAAAGGCAGGAGCUCAUGGGGAUAAUAGUAGAAACAUAAAACAGACAGAGCGGUCCACAAAAGUCAAACAAUACUAAAACAAAAUUCAAUACAAUAACAGCCUAAUUUACCAGAUAAUAAGAAUGAUAUUUAUUCACACCUCCUGCUGCUCAAAAUAAAACUGGACUCGUGGACUGUGAAAUUAUUUUCUGCACACCAUAUGGCUGAAACAGUGAGACGGCUUCAUGGAGAGAUUUUAAUUCCAGUGUUUCGCUUCUACUUCUGUUACAAAAAGACUUUCUGCACCUCAUUUAUUUUAGCUCAUCCAGUUUAAAAAAAAUGAUUUCUGUUCAGGAUGAUAUUUCUUAAAUCCAGGGUUUAAAUGCUUAAUUUUGUCCGUCUCCUCUGGUAUCUUCUCCUCUGUCUUUAAUAUUGCAAAUAGUGAGAUAAACCUUGAAACAAGGAUCUUGUUGUUUAUGGGCUUUUGGCAGUUAGCAGCUUCAUUUCUCAAGAGGAAACUCUUCUCAUGCAUGUUUAGAGGGAUAGGUAUGUCCAAGAAUUUGUGGGUUACACCCUAAACUUAAUGUCUUUAUGAGAUCUCACUCCCCAGUGGUAGAAGAAACAUUCACAUCCUUAAUUCAAGGAAAAUCGUAAAUACCAUUGAUUAAGUCUGAAAUGAGGAUAUCAAAAGUAAAAGUUAUUCAAAUCUUGCACUGACAUUCAAAACUUUAAGAUCUUGGUCAGAAAGGGAGUUGUAAUAGUCUUUUAAACGCUUCUAGUUGUAAGACUCCAGCUAAGUAACACAGAGACACCUCAUGAUUGUAAUAUCCUACAGCGCAGGAGUAAAUGAACUUGUAUUACAGUAUCUCGAUCCUCCUCCGCCACCUCUGAGAGAGACAUCUUAAUACCUGCUGUCCUUCAGCUUCGAAUCAGCGUUUUGUAACCCCAGAGUCCUGAAGCUGCAGACUGAAGGAUGUUGCUAUGUGAGGAGGAUUAUUUGGUGGUUUUGUGGUUUGGCGCUGGAGUUUUCUGGACCUGGACUGGAUCUUUCUACAGACUCCGGGCCCUUCUUGAACGAUCUACCUCUCAGCGCUGCUGAAUCUAGGAAAUGUGAUUUUCUCCAUGACAUGUGAUCUGUGCUUUAUGAAGCAGUAAAUGUCGAUGAGGAGAUAGGCAUACACAAAUAUUAUGUGCAGUUCCAUGUAAUGCACAUGCUUCUAUAAUUUCCUCCACCUGUGGGCCUCCAGCUUUUACUCUCUAAUUAGCUUUUGAGUACCAGGAAUUCCUCAUUGAUCGCUUAAGAGGAGAAGUGAGUGCUUCAGAUUUCUCAGUCGUUCUGCCAAAUUAGGAGAAAAAACAGAGCAAAUUGACAUCCUCAGUUAACUGCCAAAAAGAGCUUUUUAUAGCUCCCACUGUUUGUGUUUUCUAAAUCAAGCAAGAAAUUAACGAAACGCUGCAUGAAAGAAAUCGAUCAGAGUCUGGGUCAACCUGACAUCCUGAGGCGGCAGUAAUGAUUGAUCCGAACUCCAUUUAAAAAAGAGCAUUUUUGAAGUUGUUUAUUUUUGAAGAGAAUUAAGGACCAGCAAUGAGAAAAAUAUGCAUCUGUAUGUGCAUGUUGAAGCUCUUUUAUAUCAUGCUAACAAUAACCAAGACGUGAGCGCACUGAGUAUGAGUAAGAUUAAGAUCUGCAUGAGAUGAAGUAGUAGUAAUAAUAAUAAACAUAAGCAAAAUAAAACAAGGUGGACAUACAAUCAAGAAAACGUCAAGAAAUAACAAAGAUUAUACAAGACAUGCAAACUCCAAAAAAGGUAGAAUUCUUUUGAGGGUUCAAUAAAAACAGUUAAAAACAUUUAGAACUGGAAUUUAGGUAAAAUUAGGAAAGGCUUAAGGAAGACAUCACUGACUCAGCUGACCUGAGAGUUUUGGGCCCCUCACUGCAAAUGCUCCAUCCCCCUCAGUUUUCUGUUUGGUUUCAGGAACACACAGUAGACCCCUGCUUUAUGUUCUUAAUAGUAGCAGGUCUGAGACAAUAGUCACUAAAAAGUUCAAAUCAAUUCUAAAACAUACAGGAAGUCAAUGUAAAGACACUAAAACGGGAGUGAAGUGAUCAUGUUUUCUGGUUCUAAGAAAAAGACAUGAUUGAAUAGUGUCAGAGAGGACGGAUAGAGGCAGGGAGGGAGAAAUUAACAAAAACGAAAGUUAGCGCAGAGAGAGACAUUCUCACCUGAAGCAACGCACACUGUGGAAAACGUCCCUGUGUGAGUUUUUGGAAUGAAUCUGAACACUUUGCAGUCUGAUUGAGUUGAAUUCAUGCAAGAGAAAAUAGAUCCCUUGGUCAUUUAUAUGAGAAAUCUUGAAUGAUAAAACUUGGGCCUGGACUUGUUGUACCCAAAGGUUUACUUAUGGAUGUAUGCAGUUUAUACCUUGUACCAUACCUCAAGCUAAAACUCUUAUUAAUCUGUCAGAACAAGUUUUAGAUGAUCAAAACAAAGAGGACAAAGUGGUUCUGCCUGAAUGGACUAUGAAUCACUCUCUAAUUGGAAGUCUGGCUUUCCUGUUGGCGUCAUUCUGGAUGGAGCUGAAGUCUGUAGACGACAGUCAUCGAGUGAAGCUGUUUACUCACAAUAAACUGAGACUUCGAGAGUGAUUCAGAAUGAUUGACUGGCUCUCUGCAGAGCUCUGCUGCCAACAGACCUCAUCUAUUCUUCAUUUUCGUAAUGAAAUCAUGAAGCCCUCAAGGUGACACGCUGAGGUUUGAUCCAGUAUUUCUCCCAAGCAGAACCGCGGUAUCAAACAGACGGGUACGAAGAAUCGAUCCGUCUCGGGAUGAAGGACGAAGAGGAGGUUUGGGGAGGACGUAAAAUGAGGACGAAGACUGGAACACAACCUUGGACUGGACUUUGUGAUGAUAUCAGAGGUUUGAUUGGAGGAUGGGAUGGUUUCCAGGAAAGACGUGAACUGCUAAAGUUUGUCCAUCAUUCAGUUUGGAUGGGAUGUAGGAUUUGCUCAAGAAACUCGAGCCCUGGUCCACCACGGUCGCCCUGAAACCUCCAAACCUCAUUGACUUUUGCCUCAGCCUCCAGUACAGACUGAAGGAGAGGCAGCCAGGCACCACACACUUGGUUAAACACUCACAGAGCUGUAAUGAACUCACUCACUCAGAUAACAUCUCCUUUAAUAUCCCAAAAGCCCCGCUAUCUGAGCCAGCUGCCAAUCGUAGCGAUGUAUUGAUACUGGCGUUCAAAGCCCGAGCAUGAGUCAUCGAAAGAGACGGGAAUGAAGCGGCGUAGUCACCUUGUAGUGAGGAAUGUCCUUGUUUGCAUGAGAAUGUGUCUGGAGUCGAACUGCCGCCGUCGGCUGCAUAACAAGCAGUGGACGAUCAAUAGAAAAUCAUCCGUGCUGAACAUUAGGAGGUUAUGUCGGUGAUGUCUGGCCAGCUCAGAUAAUUGUUCAUCAGAGAGGACGGAGCUGGCUGCAGACCAGACCGACAACAUUUGGCUUGUUGCUGUAUUUAAAGGUGGAUCACCUCCAUCUUUGUGUUGUUUGUUUGGCUUCACUGGUACAGCCAAGUAAAAACACAUGUUUUCGGAGAGUUCAGUGAUUUAUGGGAAAACACUGAGUCAGUUUUUCUUCUGUCAGCACAAGUGCAGUCACAUAUUUCACCUGCUUUCAUACAAUAUGUUUCCACUUCGUGAAACCCUUUCACUGAGUGUAGCAAAUACUUUAAGUACGUCCAUCAACCUGUAACUGUAUGUAAACAUGACAACGCAUCUCCAUCUUCACCAGGUUUACAGACAUGAAGCCAAAGGACUGGUGCUGACAUCUUAAACAUUCAGAGCCAGAGUCAAAAACAUACACAGUUUAUUUAUUUAACUUUAUGUCAUGCAAAAAAAUGGAUUUCAGCGAUUAAGUCCAACUGGAACUGGACUUUAAAAUUACACAUGAACAGAUUAGUCCAGCUGAGUUGGACAAGUUGGACUAACAUACCUCGAUAACGCGGUUUCUCUUGCAUGAAUUAGAUCUUUUAGGACUUAAACCUGCCUAAGUGUUCUGCUCGUGCUCCACAGUUUACACCAUUGUCUCUGAUCCUGAAGGUGAAAAGCAUAAAUGUGUUGAAGGAGGUCGGGCAGGAAACAAAUCCUCAACAGAGGGAGAAGAAGGGAAGUAGACAUGAUACAAAGCUGUCAAAGGAGAUACAGUUGACCACCUGCCGAUGUGUUUAUCAACUGUUGGUUUGUAAUGUAUUGGGUCCACCAGGUCCAGUAGUAGCUGGCUGAAAGGUGGGUGCAUUGCCAACAAGCAUUGCAGUUAGUGAGAUAUAACCCUAGCUUCACGUAACUGUGUGUGUGAACUUACAGAGUGAUGUCACUUGAUUUCUUCUGGAGUGGAGUUAUGAAGGCCUACGGUGGCUGUCCCCAAAUUAAAAAUGCUGACUCAGUCUAUCUUCCUGUAGAGAAACAGACAAAGAGGUGGAUCUGUGGAGACCCUACUAGAGCCGACAUCACAGUGAAACACAAAUGUCUUCCACAGAAGACCACAUAAACUUCUCAGAGUGGGGUCUUGUAGUGUUGUUGGUGCCAGAAUCAAGGAAUGAUAAUAAUGAGACAGCCUCCUGUGGACACUAGAGGAACUACAGAUUUCUUUUAUUUUGACUGCUUUCAUAUCUCUUUUGUAAUCUUAUCUUUAUUCUGCUGAUUGAGCACUCAGACAAUAUCUUGUAUCUGCAGAGCUGAAGGCUGCAGUUUCAGGACCGCAAUUCUCAGACUUCAUCUCAAGGAUCCUGGCGGUGUGACUGUUCGGGUUGAGGUCGGGACAUUUGAUAUCAACUCUUCCUUCAUCAUCCAUCUUGACUCUGAAUUGCGGUUUUCAACAAUCCAUUGCACUGUGUGGUGCACACAAAAAAACAAGCUUCUUAUCCCUGAAACCCACCCAGGAACUGAACUGUGAGCAUCAUGUUACAGUUUUGCUUCGUCUGGGGGUGCGUGCCCACUGGCCCACUGGAAAUAUGUUGUGGUCGACAUGGAUAGGCUGUUGUGUGGCUGGUUUUUGUUAACAAUAAAUCCAUCAUCAAUGAGUAUUUCUUAUUGAUGCAAUCUGAUAUUCGGUUGGGGGUCAUCACCUGGUGUUUUAUUUUGAAAUCUACUAGAUGGUAUCUGCUGUUUCUGUGUUUAACAUCUACUGGGACUUUGCUAAGGAAAGCCACAACGCUUCCGGUGGAAACAUAAGCGUCGACUAGAGGGUUCACAGAUUGGCUGUGGCACUAACGUAAAAGCACGCAUGCAUUCAGGUUUUAGAAAUUAAAUUGUAGUCUCAACAGACCUGCUCAAUCUCUGAGAUUUAAUUCUUAUCUCGUCUGUAACACCAUCCUGUAACUCUGGAGUGAGAGUUGAUGCUCUUAAACUCCAAAAUUCAAGACUUUGUUCCUCAGUUGGUCCCUUGCUUUGACAGCAGGACAAAAAAUGAAGAGCAGAGUGGAUUUUCUAGCUUUUCUCUCAAUCUGCUGCACCUGACACCAACACUGAGGGAGUAAAGUUGUGGGUUCGACACCUCAUAAGAGAUGAUCAGAGCAGCUUUAGGACCCUCUCACAGUCUGAGCUGUGUUCUGAGGGGCCCUGCUUGUAUGCAGAUGUUGUUUUAAUUAUUUCUGGUUCAUCAUGUGCUUUCUUGGGGCAUAUUCCAAAUUAAAAUUGUGCUCCACGCACUUAACUAAUUCACAGAAAACCUGGAGCUCAUUAAUUUUAUUCCAUGAUAGCACAGCGGGUUGUUCUCGGGUGUUUAAUGAAGCUGCCACGUGCGCGCGGCUGUACAAAGUGUGCUUCAGAGGAAUUUGGAGGGCAGAAACACGGUGCAUCAACUGAGGCGAAACAGCAGAUUGAUUAUUCUGAUACCUGCUUCGAAAAAGAUGGAGGUGAACAUGUUCAGGUUCCCGCGUGAGUUGCACUUUUCUACCUUCAUUUGAGUUUGAUACAUGCUUGAGUGAUGCUGACGCGGAAAUGGAGGCACACGUCGCCGUUUAUACGCCGUCCAGUGUACAGCUGGCAGGACUGGAGAUGCUGAUGGGUGCUGAUUGUAUUUGACCGCUCUUAGCUCUUAGAGCACCGGGGCGUCUGCUGUGUAAACCCUGCAGCACAUGCUCGACGGGCCAACCAAACAUCUCAGGGAGUAUUUAUUUGAACAGGUCAAAUGAUAGUUGUGUUUCUCUCUGGAGGAAUGUUAAGGUUAAAUGUUUCCCCUCAGAAAGAAAAACAUGAGGUUGGAGGGGUUUACAUGGGGGAAGUGUGAUAGGGUUUCUGGUAAACUUGUUGUAUUCUGAGGUUUUAGCUCAAAUAUGGAAAUUAGAACACGUUUUCAAGUUUGUUCAUUGACUUUGCUCGAACUUUGUCAAACCCCCUGCACAAGGGCGUAGCUUCCGUAGUCACUCGAUAUGCAAUCGCAAAACACAUUUGGGCUGGAGUGAUUCCUGGAAUACCUUGAGGCAAAAUAAACUGUUGUUAAUAUCAUUAUUUAGCAAAGUUCAUGGACAUGUCAUGCAGGGUUAUGGACCUGUCUAAACAUUUCAGGUCAUAUCAUACUUAUCCUUUUAAUGGUGGGGAAAAGACAUUUAUUUCUGUUGCUGUGUCCAUGUUUAUUUCCAUCUUUAGUCCUACCUGUCUUUGUGUGGUGAAAAUUUCCUUUAAACCUCAUCCUGAUCAACUUGUUGGAACCUGUUACAUAUUAUGCCCUGGCUGACCAUUAAUCCUCAUCCUGCCUGUACAAGAUUCACCGUUUUACUGUCUUUUUUAAACAGAUGUUGAUUUUUAACCAUGUUUUCUCUUAGUUGUUAAAAAUGAAUGCUUUAGUGUUUUCUUACAGUUUAAGUAGCACAAUCUUCACAGCCUGUGAGCACUCAGAUCUCAGUGUUUCCACUGUGCUGCUCUGCAGGGGCAUGUCCAGAUGUUUUCGACAAGGGUGGCUCAACCAGAGCACUGAAUAAGUGGGGUGGCAAGAGUGUCAAGUGCCUUUAUUUUCACCCAUCGCAAGUAAAAUCAUUUACCCGCUUAAUCCACGUGAAUCUAAACGCGUGAAUGAAUAGUAUUUACUCGCUUCAUUCACGCAUCAAUAGUAAUUUUGACGGUAAUCCCUGCCAGUUCAACCAGUUCAAGUGAUAGACAAAUUUUUUUUACAAUUUACCAGGUAAUCCGACCUCCUCACUCACUUGCCUCCAGGCAAGCUCCUUUUUAUUACGGUUUUAGUAAUUGAAAGAAAAGGUAUCAUAUAAUUCGAGGCACCCACACACCGACACGAUCGGUGUUUGUCCGCCAUUUUAGAUACCAGUGAACAACGGUCCGUUUUCAUACGUCACCUGGCAACCUUCAUGCUGAUCAGUUAUCUGGUUGCGAAUAUCUGCAACAUAUGAGACAUAUUCAGCUUCUGCCCAAUUCGCAUCGUUCACACCGCUAGAGUAGUAGGAGCGUCUAAUCGUGUCUUUACAUUUACUUAAUGUGUAAUUCAUUCGUGCUUGGUGCGUGGAGACAGUAAUAAUAAGAGAAGAUGAUCGUUUAUCAUUACCACAGUUAGGAAAGUUGCAUACUUACAGCAAAAAAUGGCCAAAAUACAAACAAUGAAAAAAAAUGUCUUUAUCAGAUUACUGAAAAAUCUAUAAAGAUUAUUCAAUUAAGAAAUAGAUUCAAUGCUCAAUGAUUAAAUCUGGUUACUGCAGCCUUACGUGAAAUUGACACGUUUGUGUUGGGACAUGCGUCAUUGCAGUGCACUGUUUUUGGGUUCCUCUUUCACUGCUUUCACAACAACUCUUUCAUGUAGUGUAACAAAUUAAAUUUCAGACUUGCUAACAUCUGAUGCACAAACUUAUUCAUGAAUUUUUUGGACCUGAAAAAAAAACCCUGAAGAUACAAACGUUCAAACAUCACGCCAUGAGACUACUCUGUGCUUUCUUUCACUUAGCAGCAUUUAAAAGCUUAUCUUGAUCUGUUUUUAGUUGACCUUGAAACUGAAAAGACCCUGAAUUCAUGCAUAUUUCUUUGAAGUUUAGGUGAAUGUUAUUUGAUCAACGAAGACAGGCAUUUACAGCCCAUCUAAACACUGGAGAAUAAAGCAUUUUUGUACAUAAAUACUAACGAUCAUAACAUGAUAAAACAAAUCUUGCCUCUUGAACUUUGAUCAUUAUGCUCCCCUCAUGUAAACACACUCUCUGUAAUUUACAACACAUUGCCUGUUAGCGAACCUGCCCGGCCUCAGCGCGCUCCCUCUUAACACGCAGCUCAUUAUCAGGAGGACAAUAAAAGUAUGGAGCUGGAGAAAGAAAGAGAAACAUGGGAACAUGUGAGCGUGUGCAGCAGGACUGGCAGAAGGUUCAGACUCAUGAGAGGGCUUGUUGGGAGAGCGAUUUGUUUUAAUGAAAAAGUCGUUCCUGCAGAGAGGAAAGGGCUCGGCUGCAGGCUGUUUGUGCAUGGCUUAAGUUUCUGCUCUGUAAUAAAAGCACAGGGACUUAUGUGCGUGUAGAGUGAGUGCAGUGUGUGUGCUGUCUGUGUGGGUGCAUGUAGGGGCGACCGAGGGAUAAAGGAGACAAUGCAGGCGGCCAGGUUUGGAGCAGCACAUCAAACAGUCAAUCACGAACGCUGGCAGAGACGUCUGUGAGAAUGUGUCUGCAGGGGCGAGUGUGAGCUCUGUGUUGGAUGAAAUAAUGACUGAUAGACAAAACACACUGCCCACACACACAAUAUUGUUUCUUUAUGUGUCUUUAUCACUUCAUUUCCCCACUCAUGCCUUCCUGUUUGUCUUUUCUUUCAGACUGUGGGGGAUGGAGCGACUCGACAAAGAAACCCUCCUACAACCUGUCUCCCUCCGACUUUCUGACCUGGAGUUUGAAAUACGAGAUAAAAACAAAUAAAGAGACUGAAAAACAACAUUCAGGAAAGAGAUCAGAGGAAAAACAUCAGAAAGGAAAAUAAAAUUAAAGGAAACAGAGACCAGGUGAAGUUUCGGACACUCCUGCGGGAUCAGGAUCCCCACCAUGUCGCUCUCUGUGGGCCCUUCCUCGGGCCUGCUGCUGGUCCUGAUGUGCUGCCCCCUGCUGGGCCUUGUGCAAUCUGCAAGUAGCAACAAGGCGAGCGAUAACGCACACCCGCACUUGGGGGACUCUGACCCAGAGCGCUGCAUGAGGCACCACUUUGUGGAGACUAUCACACACCCCAUUUAUAAAUGCAACUCCAAGGUGAGACACACGAACAUAUCAUGACAAAUCUUACACAUAUCAACAGAUCUUAUAAUGCCAAUAAAGAUUUGGAACGUUGUGAUUGUAUUGGAAGCAGAGCUCUAGGUGAGUUAGAGGGCGUAAGAGUUGACAACCUGCUUUCUUUUGGCUUUUACUCAAAGUAGAGAUGCACAGCUGUGCUCCCAUUCAUUAAGAAAUAUCUGUUUUUUUUACUGAUUCAGUGAAAUAGAAUGUUCUUGAGGGGUCAGAGGGCUUGGAGAUGCAAACAUUUCUCUUUGUCUCAUGAUGUGCCUCACUGCUAUUUCCUUAGAACCUGCACAACCCUAAAGCUUCAGCCUGAGACUGAUCAUAGUGCUCCCUGAUACCAAUAAAUACUUCCUUUAUGUUUGCAAUACCCUGUCAAGGUCUUUUAAGUAACGAAUGCAGUUUGGCUUUUGUGUCCCUGCGCAUAAAUGUUGAUACAACUGCUGAUUUGGAAGGUCAGUGUGUAAAUCAGUAGAUUUAACAUCAAUCCAUGCUUUACAAAAACUCAUACAGUGACCUGUGAGUGUUCAUUGCAUUUGUAAAAGUGCAGUAGACAGAGGGAGGGUGGGCAUACCAGUGUGAGCCUGGCCUAUUUAGGUAAAAAGACAGAAAUGAGCCAUGUAAAUAGCAACACGCCUGUCUGCAGGCGCACCUGGCUCCUAAAGGGAAUGAAAGCAGAUACACUAAUUAGCCUGAUUUAUGUAACAUCUAAAAUAGACCUAUGAAUAAUCACACCAAUCCUCGCACCUCAUUGAGCACCAAGAUUGUGAACCACUUAACGAGCUUGAUUCAGUGUUAUAAUAUUACAUUAAAUCAUUCUCACUUUCACUUGGUGGGUGACAGAAGGACAAAAGUUUAUCCACAUAUUUCAGCCAAUCCUUCUGCUAUAAUUCUACUUCAUUCUUGUUACUUUUAUUGUAUUUUUAACACUUCACCUUCCACCAUUUUUAACUUUUUAGUUAACCUGCACAGGUUUAUCCUAAACUUCAUCCUCCUCUAAUCUACCUCUAUCAACUAUCUCAAACUGAGCUGAAAGACAAAACCUGAGUGUGAUCUCAGUGUGCAGAAAAGAUCAACAUAAGCCUUCAUUCAGAUAUUUUUUAUCCUCAUAAAAUCUCAGAGAGCUCACAUGCUUUAAAAAAACUAAGCCUGAGGUUUGUAAAUGCCGUGAAAUGUUCACAGAUUCUGCAGGAACUGUCAAUAACUGAUUGGACUCGCAUUAUCCCGUGGAUGUGAGUCACUGCUCUGCUUUACCGCAGCUUCAAAACUGACCUUUAGCAGGCGACUUCAGAGUAAAUUUAGACGUUUUAAAUGUCAGAAAAUGUUCCUUGCCGCCUGCAGCCAUCAUCUUUUCAUAAUUGUUUGAUAAUUCACCUUCCUCAAACUGAUCAGAGCUUCCUCUGUCUCUGAAUCUGUGGCUGAUAAAGCUGCACAAACUCAUUGAUUGAGCAUCAAACAGUGACAUCACAAAACGUGAUAAUCAAUUAAUCAUUAUAGUCAAUUUUCUUGCAUGUCACGUGUUAUUUUCUGCUACAUUAGUAUGUUUUGACAAGGUUUCCAAGCUUUUUUCUGCACCCAAACGCUGUUGAGGGAUUUCUAAAUCUCAGCUAUCAUGAUGAAGUGAUUAAACAAAAUAAAUUGCGCAAAAUUUGAUCAUGCGUAAAAACAUAUGAUCAAAUAUGAAUCAAGAGCAAUAUUUAGUUAUAAAGACUUUUAAGUAGGUUAUCUUUGCUCUGACUUUUCUUGUUGCAGUUUUGAAGCAGCAGUAAAAGAGUUUCUCACUCUUGUUUUUGAUGCUCGACUCUUAGAGAAACUCAGAUGCACAGGGCUCAGUGGAUCUGAAAUUUAGGGCUUGUUUUCAACCAGAACCGGUUCUCUCGCUUCCCAUCAUUCACACACACACUCACAAAUACGCACACGCACACACCUGCUGUAAACUAAUCUGCCUCACUGUGGUCGUCAGCUCAUUUCUGGCCACAAGCUGUUUAAGGUAACAGAGCGGCUCUACCUGACAAAUGAGCUUCAUGGUUUCAAACACAGGGGGAUUGAUUUCCUCCAAACCAAACUUUAGAGACACAAAGAAAACCUCGAAACACACUCAGAAAGAGAGCGAACCCUCCAACACUAACCGAGCAGUCGUUUAUCUUGCUCGCUUUUUCACUUUUGCUACUCGGGUUUCUCCUUUUUCCCCUCAAAACCUGGUCUGUUCAGCCAAUCCUAUGCCACCUUUUUUCCUCCCCUCGUUUUAUCUCCAUCUCUCAGUCAUUCAGACGAGUCAUGCUUGGUUUGUUUUGGAGUGUGUGUCUGUGUGUGUGUGCUGGACAGGGGCCACACUGCAGACAUACUCUGCACCUCAGCUGGGACUCAGAUUUGGCUGAAGUGGACGCCUCGCUGCUCGGGUUAGAGAGCUGCAGAGAGAGGAAGUGGAGUGAAGCUGCACUGAGUCAUCCUCUUUCAUUUCUGUCUGAAAGUGUCUGAAAACUUUGUGAGACUCGGCGUGUUAAUCACAGUGAACAUGUGACUGUUAUUGUCAGUGCUCGCUCGCUCGCCGCCGCUCUUGUUCAGCAGCCUGCAGUUGUUCAGCUCGCGUGUCCGAUCACUUCUUUGGUCUUUUUUUAAUUUUCUGACUGAGUGCAGGGAGCAGGUGGCCAAACCACAGCUCAGCUCUGCUCUGGGCUGAACUCACUCCCAGCGUGAGUCUGUUUCUCCGUUACAGUUCACUGAGAGCUAAAAGGGCACCCAGCUGAGCGGCUGGUUUUACUCCUCAGUCUGUUUCACUUUACACUGAAUCCACCUGGAUCAGGGCCGGCUGUGCUUUCAGUUGGUGUGCGCAUGUUGAAGAGUUGUUUGUAAGGGUAUAUACAGUUCUUUCACUGUUCAACAGAAGAAGAAAUAAGUCGAUUUUGUGGCUCUUGUAAAUGAUGUCAACAAAUCAGUGCAGAGAUCAGUGUAUUUGCAUUAGUUUUCAAAAUCAAGUUGAGCAUAGAAUAAGGUGACCAGACGUCCCUGAUUUCCGGGGACAGUCCCCGUACUGGAUGACCCGUUCCAGGCUAAAGCUGUCCCUGGAAAUGUCCCUGAUUUAAGCGUUUCAUAAAUGAGAACAAAAUUGUUGUGUGUAGACUAAAAGGGUUAUUAUGGUAGCCAAGUAGGUAGGAAGCAGGAGUAAGCAUGUUGCACACAGACAGAAAUCUGGUCACUUUAAAGGGAUAUUCCAGUGUAAAAUCAAUUUAGGGUCAAACACACCGUCACACAGAGUUAGACACCCCCUCCAGAGAUGAAUGUUGCCGACUACUUGCUUCUCUAGUUAUACCAACUUGAGUAAUGACCGCACAAUAGCAAUACACCAUGGUCUAAGGAGCUACACACAAAGCUCAACCAAAACGCCAUCACCAGUACAUACAGGGUCCCAGCCGUAGUACUAGCCACCAAACAUCUUCUUAGCUUUGUCUGAUUUCUUUAGCAAAGAGACUAAACUUCCAGCGCUCACCUACUGUCUUGUUUGUAGCGAGACCUCGGGCCAAUCCAUUGCAGACUGCUGCAGGGUGACGCAGCUCAAAGAAGAACAUUUAUGAUCAUUUCUUUAUCAUUUCCUUGAAGUAAUAAUCAUCAUAUUAAUCAUUUUGCACUGCAGAAGCGGUAGUUCUUCUGCCUUAGUGUCUCGGUCUGAUUGUAUUUCCAUGAAGAAAUGAUCAUAAAUGUUCUUCCUUGAGCUGCGUAACCCCGCAGCACUCCGUAAUGGACUGGCCCGAGGUCUCGCUACAAACAAGCGGCUGCUGGAAGAGAGAAGGUGAGUUGUGUUUAGUGUCUUUGCUAAAAAAAUCAGGCAAAGCUAAAAAGAUGUUUGGUGGCUAGUAUUAUGGCUGGGACCCUAUAUAUACUGUUGAUGAAGUUAGGUGCUGUUCUGAGCAUUAUUUGUGGCUAUAGAGUGGCGUUUUGGAUAAGGUUUGUGUGUGGCUCCUCAGACCACUGUGUAUUGCUAUUGUGUGGUCAUUACUAGAGUUGGUAUAACUAGAGAAGCAAGCAGUCAGCAACAUUCAUCUCUCGAGGGGGGUGUCUACUCAGUGUUACGGUGUGUUUGACCCUUGAUUAAUUUUACGCUGAAAUAUUCCUUUAAUUUAGGAGACCUUGGUGCCAAGGUUAUUUGCAGCAGGGUUUGAAAAUAUCUGACCAGUAGAUGGCAGUAGGUCCAGGUAAAAUAAUCUCUGUUUUGUAAGAAUUCAGCUCCAAAGAGUUUCACAACAUCUAACUCUAAAUCUCAAACUGCCACGGUCUGAAUGCUGACAGGCAGGAAACUCUGAGUAUCAUCUGCAUAAAAAUGAAAUAAAACACCAUGAUAAUUUAUGACGUGCUCCAGGAGUGCGUGUAUAAGAGGAAAUAAAAUGGAGCUUAAAAUUGACCCCUGAGGCACACCGUACCUCACAUCAAUAAAAGCAGACACAGAACCUUCUGUUUGUUAGAGAUUAUUUUACUAUUUAAAACUAACAGAAACUCUCAGAGAGUGCUUCAGUCUGGCUAAUAAAUCGUUGUGGUCCAUGGUAUGAAUGGGUGUACUCAGGUCCACGAGCACAAGGACUGAGCACAUGCCUUGAUAAGCAGCCAUGAAAAGGUUGUUUGAUACCUUGAGCAGUGAUUUCUCUUUGCUGUUAAACUUCCAGAAGAGACAGAAACUUGUCAAAGAUUGUCUUUUCAAACACAGCAAGAAAUUGUUCGGACUUCAUUUACCCGAUUUUCAAACUAAGACAAGAUAAGAACUUUAUUGAUCCCCAAAGGGAAAUUCAAUAAAAUGAUGUCAGAGCAACUUAAAAAAAACAAUCAGACUGAAAACAAAAUAUGUUCAACGCAGAGUGUUUUAAAGCUCCAGUAGGUGUGGCUGAGUGAUUACAAGUUUUCUGCACAUUUAAAGACGAGAGUUUAUGUUAUAGACAGACCUCAUAUUUUCUCUUGUAGAGAAAAUACUUCCUCUUUCCAGGAAAUGAUUGUAAUCUGAUCAAAUACAAACUACACAAGUCAGAACAAAUUGAACCAGAAACUGGUCACCUAAAAACAAAGAUUAUUAACAGUAAUACUGAUCAAUCAGCGAUUUUUACCAUCAGAUUUGUUUGAUCUAAUAGAUCAAGACAUACUGAGUCCAAUGAGGUCCAAGAACCUGUUUUCAGAGUCCAUCAGCGGUCUGUUUGUUAUUUUGGAUCUGUUGAGACCUUUAUUGUCGAGGAGACAAAACCACAGUUUGAGUCUGACACUUCAGCUCACACACACACACACUGAUACAAACACUCACACACUCGCUCUGUGGCCUGAUUAGUGUUGUGGUGUCCGGCUGACAUUCCUCGGUGUGUCACCACAUUCCCGUCGCUCCCUAAACAGACUCCUGUGUCAUGUCCUCCUGUCAGCUGCUGUGUGUCGCCACCCGUGUUCCCACUUUGACAGAGGCCUGUCUGGGGCCACUGCAGGGUGACACACACACAUACACACACACACAUAUAAAGACAAACACACAUGUACACACACCCUGGAGUGUUGUCGCCACUUUAAGACCAUUUGUCUUUGUCCCAGCAGAGAAUCAGGCCGAUGGUGACAAUUCCUCCUCUUUGAGGCCUCUUCUUUGUUCAUACCUCUGCUGCUCCUCCUCUCAUUCAUGAUCAGAGAGUUUAAAUAUUUUGUUUACUACAAUCAAAGAAGUUUUGGUUUCACAUUGUAGUAAAAAUAGCAGAAACAACAGCUUCAAAAUAUCUCUUCCUUUUGUCUUUCAGAUGGUGCUGCUGGCUCGCUGUGAGGGUCACUGCAGUCACACCACUCGCUCUGACCCCCUCAUCUCCUUCAGCUCUGUGCUCAAACAGCCCUUCAAGAGCACCUGCUCCUGCUGCCGGCCGCACACCUCCAAGCUGAAGGCGGUGAGGCUGCGCUGCGCCGGCGGGACGCGCAUCACCGCCACAUACAGAUACAUCCUCGCCUGCAAUUGUGAGGAGUGCAGCUGAGCGGGACGCAGCUCCCCCUCCUCCCAGACCCCUGAGACUCUUAAACCCAGAUCCUGUUGGCCCUGAGCCGGACUCUAAAGCUUCCCAGAGGUUUGAAAAUUGGACCAGAAACUUAACAUGCUUGUUGUUUUCUGGGAGAGACAGUUUGGAGCGCUCGCACCUCCCUCCCUCGCUCCAAGCAGAAAACUAUCCCCUCCACAUUCAGAAAUUUUCUCCAGGCCAGACACCACAAACUGCUGCUCCCCGGGGCCCACCUCGCAGAGGAGACACUCAUUACAGACCGCUGUAACUCAUAACACACAUGCUCACAAACCGCAGAGGCCCUUACGAGUAUGUCUUAGCGCUUUCUGCCUGCAACUCCAUAAAAACCACCGCUGAGCAUCCGACAACAAAACAACCCGGCUCGUUAAAAAGCAGCGCUGGAGAAGACGAGGCUCGGCCCGGGCGACAUAUAUGGAGGAUCCCCAGAGGAGCACCUGUGCUGUGUUUACUUACCUAAUAAUGUUUUACACGCUCCCUGCGGACGCUGAUCCGGGCGUGUAAAUGUGAGCAAGGCUGACAGGAGGACGGUAAACGAGAGGAGGCAGACGCUGUUAAAGGAGGCUGAGGGUAGAGACUAAUAAAGACUGUGGAGGCGAUCAGUGUUCAUUUCAGUGUAAUCUAUCUGAAUCUCUGUGAUGGCGACUUUCAAACUGUAGCUUUCGUCGCUCUUGUCUUUCCUGUUGACAUGUUCGAUGUUUUGACACGCUUGUCCAACUCUGCAUUUGUCUGUAAAUCCUGCAAACAGUUUGCACACUCUCUGGAGAAAACCUGCAGAAUAUAACUCGUUCACUCAGUCUGUGUUUGUGCCAGAUCAUAAAACAGUUUAUCCAAAUAAAAACAUGAACAAAUCACUCCA